AUGGCUUUCGUUAAGCAGGUCAAGAGCAGCCCUUACUUUUCACGCUUUCAAACUAAGUAUCGUCGUCGUCGUGAAGGUAAGACUGACUACUAUGCUCGUAAGCGCUUGAUUUCUCAAGCUAAGAACAAGUACAAUGCUCCCAAGUACCGUUUGGUUGUCCGUUUCUCCAACCGUUUCGUGACCUGCCAAGUUAUCUCUUCUAGAGUUACCGGUGACUAUGUUCUUGCUGCUGCUCACUCUUCUGAGCUUCCCCGCUACGGUAUCAAGUGGGGUUUGGCUAACUGGUCCGCUGCUUAUGCUACCGGUCUUUUGGUCGCUCGUCGUGCUCUCAUCAAGAUUGGCCUUGCUGACAAGUACGAGGGUAUCACUGAACCCGAGGGUCAAUUUGAACUCACCGAAGCCAUGGAGGAUGGUCCUCGCCCCUUCAAGGUCUUCUUGGAUGUUGGUUUGAAGCGUACCUCUACUGGUUCUCGUGUCUUCGGUGCCAUGAAGGGUGCCUCUGAUGGUGGUUUAUACGUUCCUCACUCUCCUAGCCGUUUCCCUGGUUACGACAUUGAAUCUGAGGAAUUGGAUGACGAGACUGUCCGCAAGUACAUCUACGGUGGUCACGUUGCUGAGUACAUGGAAAUGCUUAUUGAUGAUGAUGAAGAGCGUUUCCAAAAGCAAUUCUCUAGCUUGAUUGCUGAUGGUAUUGAGAGUGACCAACUUGAAGAUAUCUAUGCUGAGGCUUUCUCCAAGAUCCGUGAAGAUCCCACUCCCAAGAAGAGCGACAAGGACCUUUCUGCUAUCAAGGCCGAAUCCCUCAAGUACACGCAAAGAAAGCUUACUGGCGAGGAGCGCAAGGAGCGUUUCAACGCCAAGGUCGCUGCUGCUGGUCGUGUUUAG
Schizosaccharomyces osmophilus is the source of this 885-nucleotide messenger RNA. RefSeq names its product 60S ribosomal protein L5 (gene rpl501). Gene Ontology annotation, molecular function: 5S rRNA binding; structural constituent of ribosome. Gene Ontology annotation, biological process: ribosomal large subunit assembly; translation. The record is from RefSeq and is a predicted model, not a curated record. Lineage: Eukaryota; Fungi; Ascomycota; Schizosaccharomycetes; Schizosaccharomycetales; Schizosaccharomycetaceae. Gene Ontology annotation, cellular component: ribosome; cytosolic large ribosomal subunit. The coding region runs from base 1 to 885 and encodes 294 amino acids. The transcript has a single exon.